UCGCAUGAAAUCUAGAAGUAAAAAUAAUAAGAGAGAGGGGGAGGUUAUCGAGCUGCAUUAAAUAAAUUAAUUCAGCUGGACACAGAGACGACAAAGAUGGAUAUAACUAUGAGGAAGUGAGCAGGAAGUUGAUGCUGUAUUCAUCUCCGAGAGCAAGAACAGAGACAGAAGCACGAUGGCUGCAUUCACAUGGAUUCAAAUGUCUUCAUUACUGAUACUGAUGCUUCAGUUUAAAGGAACAACUGAGCAACAUCAAACUGUCACAGCUGGACGUGGACAUGAUGUUACUCUGCCUUGUAAAAAUGUGAUACAAGGUCAGCAUAACUGUAUCAGUACUGUCUGGAUCUUCAGUGAUUCAAGCAGCUCAGUAUCAAUCUUUGAAUUUGGGCAGAAUAAAGAAGCCAAACCUAAAUCAGACAGACUGAGUGUUUCUGCAGACUGUUCUCUGGUUAUAAAGAAGGUCACAGAUCAGGAUGUUGGUCGUUACACCUGCAGACAGUUCAAAACAGCAACAGGAUCACAAGAAGGUCCAGACUUUAUGAUUGAUCUGUCUGUUAUUAACAGUAAAGAUGUGAAAACGACAACAAAAUCAACAAUUAAACCAACAUUAAAAAUAACAAAUAUAUGGACAACAAGAGAGGAAGUAAAGACAUCGCUGACAACAACAUCAAAUCAACCAGACGGUGAAGAUGUGAAAACAACAAAAUCAACAACAGUGAAGUUCACCACAAAAACAUCAUCGACAACAAAAUCCACAACAUCAACAAUUAAACCAACCGUGAAAAUAAACACAUGGACAACAAGAGAGGAAUUAAAGACAUCAGCAGGGACACUGACAACAGCAUCAAAUAUUCCAUCUGGAGUUCUUUCAGGAUUUAUCAUCGUUCCUGUGGGUUUAGCAGCUCUCUUAAUAACUGUUGCUACCGUCAACAUGUGGAUAAAAUGUAACGGUGAGAAAAUUCACAGAUGAGACUUUUACACAUAAAAAGUUUUGAGUUUUACUGUUUACUGUACUCUUUUUUUAUUAUUAUUUUGUCUUUUCAGGAAACAAAACACAGAUGGAAAAAACCGCUGAGCAUAAUGAUGAGGGUGAAGAUGGAGUGAACUAUGAACAUAUUGGAGACUCUUCUGCUUCUGUCAGACUCCACUGAUCAACAACUCAAACAUCAUCUCAUCACAUAAAUUAGCCCAUUGCUGUGAAAACACUGUGUGUCUCUGUGUGUGACUGGGUCUAAGUUUGAGACUUGCUGAGCCUUGACACCUGUGGGACAAGAUUAUAGAAGGUGAGGGUUGCUCCUCCCUACCACUCUCUUCUGGUCAUUGCCCAUGAGAACAGUCCUGAGCUCAUCCUUGGUUCUGGCUCUUAAACGUUCACCAUGAGAGCUCUUUCUGGGCCUCCUUUGUCAUUCUUUCCUCCUUUUACUUGUGCCAGCACACGGUCAUUGUCAUCUGGACAUGUGGGCUUGUGUCUGCAGGACUCUUGGGGUGCUGUGGAGGGCCCAACUAAACUGUGUGUUUCUCUUUCACACUCACAUGCAAGAUUGUGCGUUUUUUUGAGGUGCUGUUUGUUUUUUGUAUAUGUUUUUCUUACAGGUGCAGCAGAUGGUGAUCUGUUGAGUUGAACUAUGUGUGCUGUGUCCUUUUGAUUUUGUCUUCUCUUGAUUUUUCUCUGUUUUUCUUUUUUCCCUUUCUCCUCUCUACCCAUUCUUACCUCUCCCUACCUGUCAGCUCUGGUAUUGAUCAAUUACACAUAAGUUAAUGUGAAUAACAAUGGAAAUGAAUAAAUCAAAUAGAAUAAAAAGAAAGACUAAGAUAAGAAACCUAUACAAAAUUCAUAAAGCUCCUCUUGGCAAAGCAAAUGUGUUGGCACAACAGAGCAUUCAGAUCAUGUUUCUGAUUGUGAAUGCUGUCGGACAAGACAGGUUUAAAAAAAGGAAACAAAAAAUUACAUUUUGAUUUUUUCUCAUAUUUAGCUAAAAACUUUUUCAGGUACAUUUAGAUUUAUCUAACAAGUAAAAUACCAUACAGCAAUUAUUUAUCCUUUAUUUAAUUAUGAUAAACAGAAUCUUUUGUUUGUUUAAAUUUGCUGUUGAUGAUUUUUAUUAAAGGUAACCCACUGAGUUAAAAAUGACAGGUUAUUUAUUGCUGUUUAAAUGUUGUGUUAUUUAUUUGAUUGGUAGUCUUCUUACUUUAUUUUUAUUCCUGAGGUGAGUUUUAAUGAGAUUUACAAACAGUAACAGAUAUAAUGAUCCAAAUUAUAACUUCAGUUUCUAACUAUUGCUUUUUUUGCUGUAUGAUAAUAAGAAUAAAUGUAAACAUGUUUGUGAACAA
Messenger RNA from Oreochromis niloticus (Nile tilapia), 2331 nucleotides. RefSeq lists its product as uncharacterized. The record is from RefSeq and is a predicted model, not a curated record. NCBI's taxonomy places the organism in Eukaryota, Metazoa, Chordata, Actinopteri, Cichliformes, Cichlidae. The transcript is spliced from 6 exons. Gene Ontology annotation, molecular function: MHC class II protein binding; protein tyrosine kinase binding. The coding region runs from base 176 to 970 and encodes 264 amino acids. Gene Ontology annotation, cellular component: external side of plasma membrane; membrane raft. Gene Ontology annotation, biological process: T cell activation; interleukin-15-mediated signaling pathway; positive regulation of ERK1 and ERK2 cascade.